UACUUGCAGGACGUUCUUUAAACUCUCACGUGGAGACAUGGCAUCUGAGGAGCUGGCCAAGAAACUGCAGCGCCGACUGAUGCUAGAGAUGUCGACAGAGGAUGCAAACGGCGAAAUGGCAGCAAAUAACAAUUAUAUAGACAUGGGUGUAGACACAGAGGAGAAACCAGUCACAAUAAGCAAUGCAGACACCGAGCUCUCCGCUAAACUGACCAGGAGGCUGGGCAUUAAUGAAGGGACUACGGAGCCCAAACAGGCGAAAGUGUUUAACCCUUACACGGAAUUCAAAGAAUUCACCAGGAAACAGAUCAAGGACAUGGAGAAGAUGUUCAAGCUCUAUGACUCUGGAAAGGAUGGCUUCAUUGACUUAAUGGAACUAAAGCUGAUGAUGGAAAAGCUUGGCGCCCCUCAGACUCAUAUUGGCCUGAAAAAAAUGAUCAAAGAAGUAGAUGAGGAUUUUGAUGGGAAGCUGAAUUUCAGAGAGUUUCUUCUGAUCUUCCACAAAGCAGCAGCAGGCGAAUUGGAGGAAGACAGUGGGUUGAUGGCUCUCGCCCGGCUUUCAGAAAUUGAUGUCUCCAGCGAAGGUGUUCAAGGUGCCAAGCAUUUCUUUGAGGCAAAGGUUCAGGCUCUGACAACUGGCAGCAAAUUUGAAGCUGAAAUCAAAGCCGAGAAGGAACAGCGCAAGCGCAUGGAAGAGGACAGGAAGCAGCGAAGAGCUGCCUUUAAAGAACUGAAGGCAGCAUUUAUGUAGAAGCUCCUGUAUCCUGUACUGCACAACUACUUGUACAGAUUUGUAAACCAUAGAACUAAAUUCUAACAGUUGGACAACUAAAACUUGCACUAAGUGACUGCUUCUCGGGUGGCAUUUUAUUUUAAUUUAGCCUAAAGUUCUAGACUUAUAACUUUUUAGUUGUCUAACUGAUUUGACUCUAUACACAAAGCCUCUAAAUUGCAAUCAUGCUAAUUGGUAUGACAAAACUAAUCGCUCUGGUUUAGAGGACUGUAGUCUGCUUAUCAAUUAAGAGGAUGUUCCUAAUCACCUUCUAUCUCCCUAUUUAUACUGUUAAAAUUAACAGCUCAGGGCUGUGCUUUUGUAGAGUUUAAUGCCUCUUAGAAAUGCUGCACUAAAUUGUACACCACUUGAAGUAUUUUUGAAUUUAUCUUUUGUAGCCUUAUUUUUAUAUAUAUAUAUAUAAUCGGCAGUUCAUUUGAGAACAAGUUUAGACCAUAGAUGCAGAAGUUAACUUUUUUCAAUGGUAUCCGUGAAAACUGCUUUUUGUGUUUUAAACAAGUAUUUAAUCCAAAGACCAAUAAUGAUGUUAACAAUUUAAUCUGCAAAACUAUAAAAGAACAGAUGCUUAAAAUGUUGUGGGUAAUAAUUCCAAAAUGUUAAUAUUGUAUCAAUAUUGAAUUAAGUCCACUUAAACAUCUUCACUGAAUUUUGAUAAUAUUUGGAAAUGAGUAAUGUGUAGGUUACAAGUUGCAAUUUUUUUCUAAACAAAUGUUGAAUAUCAACUGUACAAACAAUGGAAGCAUUGUGAAAUAGCAGGGUCUGUGUACGAACCUUCGAUGGCACAGAAGAAUUAAGGUGUAAAGCCUUGUUCAUGAUUGCCCAUCCUUGUGAUUUUCAAGGUACUGAGUGGUCUAGGAGAGGCUGUGUGCUGAAUUUUACCUGCCCCUAGUGGGCAUGUUUCCCGCGGGGGGCACUUAAAAUGAAGUGGGCACCCAUUUGACCAUCUUCCUGCCCACCCCCAAGCUCACUCCCAUAAUACAAGGGGGCGGGCAAGCCCCAAAAUCAGCAACCGGCCUGCCAUAUUUAAGUGAACAAUUAAGGCUCGAUUAGGCUUGUUAUCAAGACAAUUCACCUUGAUAAUAUACUGCCCAUGGCAUAAAAUGAUUGGCAUGGGCAGCAGGGUGAAGUGGGAAGCCCGAUUCUUUUACUUUAGGUGCUCAAAGGGAGGGGAGGUCGCACUUCGGGUGCUGCCCUUUGCUGAUCGUAGGGCGCCCCUCCCCCCCCCCCCAACCUUUGGUUGAAACUUCCUUCCUUCCUACCUGCUCCUUCCCUUAAAUCCACCCCCAUUCUCCCACUGCCCUUCUCCCUAAUCUACCCUAACACUCUCAGCUCAAGACCCUGGACUUAACUGCUCCAGGGAUCCAAGCCCUUGGGGUCCUUUCCUCACCAGCAGCUGCAGCAGCGGCCACUAAUGCCUUCCUGGUGCUGCCGCGACUGAUGGAGCUGCUGGCCAAUCUGAUUGGCCAGCAACUCCAGAGGGCAGGAAUUCUGCCCCAAUGAGGGUCGGAAGUCCCACUCGGACCUCCCCGCGUUCCCCCCUCCCCAAACCCCCCACACCUUUGGAAACCAUGUUGGCAUGGAGCUGACCAUCCCACGGUGCUUUAUGGCUGCAAGGCAGCCAGCUCCAUGCCGACAUG
Messenger RNA from Carcharodon carcharias (great white shark), 2430 nucleotides. RefSeq names its product EF-hand domain family, member D1 (gene efhd1). NCBI's taxonomy places the organism in Eukaryota, Metazoa, Chordata, Chondrichthyes, Lamniformes, Lamnidae. The coding region runs from base 38 to 751 and encodes 237 amino acids. The record is from RefSeq and is a predicted model, not a curated record. Gene Ontology annotation, cellular component: mitochondrial inner membrane. The transcript is spliced from 4 exons. Gene Ontology annotation, molecular function: calcium ion sensor activity.